Molecule: messenger RNA, 904 nt
Organism: Drosophila albomicans
Lineage: Eukaryota; Metazoa; Arthropoda; Insecta; Diptera; Drosophilidae
Product: RNA-binding protein pno1
Exons: 1
Coding region: 83-784 (233 amino acids)
Cellular component (GO): nucleolus
Molecular function (GO): RNA binding
Source: RefSeq, a predicted model, not a curated record
CAAAUGCAAACCUGAUGCACAGUGUAUCGCACGUGGAGAACAGAAUUUAUUUUGUGUUAUUAAGCAAGUCGCAAUAACAAACAUGGAGGUGGAAAACAUACAAACCGAUGUCUUUGUGGCCCCAAAGAAAGCACAAAAACGUAGCGCCAACACAGACGAUGUCGAAAUGACUGUCGUGGACGCCGCCACUGGCAUCGAGGGCGCUAAGAAACGCACUGGAACUGGCGCAAAACGCAUCCGCAGCGAAUUGCGCAAAGUGUCGGUGCCGCCGCACAGAUAUUCAUCGCUCAAGGAACAAUGGAUGAAGAUCUUCACGCCCGUGGUGGAACACAUGAAACUGCAGAUACGCUUCAACAUGAAGGCACGUCAAGUGGAGCUGCGCAUUGGCCCCGAGACUCCCGAUAUUUCCAAUCUGCAGAAGGGCGCCGACUUUGUCAAGGCCUUCCUCUGCGGCUUCGAGGUGGACGAUGCACUGGCCCUGCUGCGACUCGAGGAUCUGUUUGUCGAGACGUUCGAGAUUAAGGAUGUGAAGACGCUGCGCGGUGAUCAUCAGUCGCGUGCCAUUGGCCGCUUGGCUGGCAAGGGAGGACGCAUCAAGUUCACCAUCGAGAAUGUGACCAAGACCCGCAUUGUGCUCGCGGACAGCAAAAUCCACAUACUAGGCAGCUAUCAGAACAUUCAGCUCGCCCGUCGCGCCAUCUGCAACCUGAUCCUUGGCUCCCCGCCCAGCAAAGUCUAUGGCAAUCUGCGUGCAGUCGCAACGCGUCUCUCCGAGCGCAUGUAGGAGCCGGAGAUAUUCGGGGCUGUGAUCAGGAUCCUGGGGGGACGUCACUAUCUUAUGUUACAUUUAAGUUUAGUUCUUUUUUUUGCACUUGUACUAAAUAUUAACUUAAAUAAAUCAAUC